AUGGAAGAGAAGUCACGGGAGCGGGGCCGUGUCGGCAGGGCUCAGGCGGAGAGAGGACUUUCACCCGGCGAUUUCGGGGGGAAUCGCGAAUUAGGGCAGAUUGCCACCCGAGAGUUUCCACGGUUUUUGUGGUCAUCGCUGUGUCAGGUUCGCUCUUUUGGGAGCUCCCGUUCAGCUUAUGAUACCAAAACAAGGCAGAAGGUGGCAGUAAAAAAGCUUUCAAGACCUUUUCAAUCACUUAUUCAUGCAAGGAGGACCUACCGAGAGCUGAGGUUGCUUAAGCACAUGAAGCAUGAGAACGUUAUAGGGUUGCUAGAUGUUUUUACACCUGCAACAUCAAUAGCAAAUUUUAAUGAAGUGUAUCUUGUGACAAAUUUAAUGGGUGCUGACCUGAAUAACAUUGUCAAGUGCCAGAAGUUAACGGAUGACCAUAUACAGUUUCUCAUCUAUCAGUUACUUCGAGGUCUUAAGUAUAUUCACUCAGCUGGAAUCAUCCACCGGGACCUGAAGCCCAGUAACCUAGCUGUAAACGAAGACUGUGAACUGAGGAUUUUAGACUUUGGUUUAGCUCGACAGACUGACGAUGAAAUGACUGGAUACGUUGCAACAAGGUGGUACAGAGCUCCGGAAAUUAUGUUGAACUGGAUGCACUACAAUCAAACAGUUGACAUCUGGUCGGUUGGAUGCAUCAUGGCAGAGCUAUUGAAAGGGAAGGCCCUGUUUCCGGGAGAUGAUUAUAUCGAUCAACUAAAGAGAAUAAUGGAAGUUGUGGGCACACCCAGUUCUGAACUCCUGAAGAAGAUAUCCUCGGAACAUGUGAGUUCAUAG
Molecule: messenger RNA, 828 nt
Organism: Eurypyga helias (sunbittern)
Lineage: Eukaryota; Metazoa; Chordata; Aves; Eurypygiformes; Eurypygidae
Product: mitogen-activated protein kinase 11-like
Exons: 9
Coding region: 1-828 (275 amino acids)
Biological process (GO): protein phosphorylation; intracellular signal transduction
Cellular component (GO): cytoplasm; nucleus
Molecular function (GO): ATP binding; MAP kinase activity
Source: RefSeq, a predicted model, not a curated record